AUGAAAUUCACGUUCAAGUUCCCACUUGCAAGUGUUUUCAAGUAUAAACCAAGCAAGUUUAGCUACAGCUUAGAGCAGGAAAUACGCAAUAAAUUAGACUCUUUGCCAUCGGUGACGAGGAUUUAUACAAACCCCGAUGGGACACCGCGCGUGCCAAGCGAUGAAGAGUUCAAGACCAUUGCAGAAUUACAAAACAUGUACUAUAAAAGGAAUUGUUCAGAUUGGAACUACAUUUUGCCUGGAAUUCCCAAAGAUCACUUGAAGUUGUUUGAAGACAAUUCGCAGGACUUGGCCCAUUUUCAAUUUGUUACCAAGAACGCAGGUAAAAUAGUUGACAAGAUCCCUUAUAAGGACGAACAAACAGGUACAUUGAAGUGGAAGAUCAUUAGAGAAACACCUAAAGCUGAAGGCUGGGAAAUCCCAUAUUUCUAUAUAGUGUUGCCAGUUUUUGCAUAUAUUCUUUAUGUGAAAUACACUGCUCAAACCAAAGCAAGGGAAGUCGAAGGUCCAGAUUGGGCAGAAAAGGAAUUAAGAUUGAGAGCCAUGGAAGAUUACUUCCACGGUGAUACUGCCAAAGCCAAGGAGUUCUUGAGUAAUGAAAACAAAUCUAAGAAGGAAAUAAGAGAAAGAGAUGAGUUGGUCAUAGCAAGGAUUUUGGCUGGUGAUUACGACAAGUUGGCACAAUUGAAGAAGAAAUUACCUCAAGAUUUGAUCAAGUUGAACGAAGAUCCAGUGUUUAAAUACUAA
Lodderomyces oxycetoniae is the source of this 747-nucleotide messenger RNA. RefSeq lists its product as uncharacterized. The transcript has a single exon. Bases 1 to 747 code for a protein of 248 amino acids. NCBI's taxonomy places the organism in Eukaryota, Fungi, Ascomycota, Pichiomycetes, Serinales, Debaryomycetaceae. The record is from RefSeq and is a predicted model, not a curated record.